Messenger RNA from Salvelinus fontinalis (brook trout), 5962 nucleotides. RefSeq names its product mucin-4-like. The record is from RefSeq and is a predicted model, not a curated record. Bases 258 to 2030 code for a protein of 590 amino acids. NCBI's taxonomy places the organism in Eukaryota, Metazoa, Chordata, Actinopteri, Salmoniformes, Salmonidae. The transcript is spliced from 2 exons.
GAACCCCCUCCCUCUAACACUAGAGUUUAUUUAUGAUCUGUAAAUUCUGUUCUUUAUACAAUAUCUGCAUCCCAGAUGGCACCCUAUUCCCUAUAGAGGCUGCUCCUUUUGGUUAAAUGUAGUGCACUAUAAAGGGUAUAUGGAGCCAUUUGCGAUGCAGAUGGUAAAGUGUGUCCUACGACGGGUUUCUUUACCAUUGCGGUUUGUUCUACAGUUUACACUCCGCAGAUACACUGGUAUCUGGUAUACCCGACCUGAUGACUGACCUCUCUGACCCAAUACCCAUCCUGAUGACUGACCUCUCUGUCCCAAUACCCAUCCUGAUGACUGACCUCUCUGACCCAAUACCCAUCCUGAUGACUGACCUCUCUGUCCCAAUACCCAUCCUGAUGACUGACCUCUCUGACCCAAUACCCAUCCCGAUGACUGACCUCUCUGACCCAAUACCCAUCCUGAUGACUGACCUCUCUGACCCAAUACCCAUCCUGAUGACUGACCUCUCUGACCCAAUACCCAUCCUGAUGACUGACCUCUCUGACCCAAUACCCAUCCUGAUGACUGACCUCUCUGACCCAAUACCCAUCCUGAUGACUGACCUCUCUGACCCAAUACCCAUCCUGAUGACUGACCUCUCUGACCCAAUACCCAUCCUGAUGACUGACCUCUCUGUCCCAAUACCCAUCCUGAUGACUGACCUCUCUGUCCUCUCUGACCCAAUACCCAUCCUGAUGACUGACCUCUCUGACCCAAUACCCAUCCUGAUGACUGACCUCUCUGACCCAAUACCCAUCCUGAUGACUGACCUCUCUGACCCAAUACCCAUCCUGAUGACUGACCUCUCUGUCCUCUCUGACCCAAUACCCAUCCUGAUGACUGACCUCUCUGACCCAAUACCCAUCCUGAUGACUGACCUCUCUGUCCCAAUACCCAUCCUGAUGACUGACCUCUCUGUCCCAAUACCCAUCCUGAUGACUGACCUCUCUGACCUCUCUGACCCAAUACCCAUCCUGAUGACUGACCUCUCUGUCCCAAUACCCAUCCUGAUGACUGUCCUCUCUGACCCAAUACCCAACCUGAUGACUGACCUCUCUGACCUCUCUGACCCAAUACCCAUCCUGAUGACUGACCUCUCUGUCCCAAUACCCAUCCUGAUGACUGACCUCUCUGUCCCAAUACCCAACCUGAUGACUGUCCUCUCUGACCCAAUACCCAUCCUGAUGACUGACCUCUCUGACCCAAUACCCAUCCUGAUGACUGUCCUCUCUGACCCAAUACCCAUCCUGAUGACUGUCCUCUCUGUCCCAAUACCCAUCCUGAUGACUGACCUCUCUGACCCAACACCCAUCCUGAUGACUGUCCUCUCUGACCCAAUACCCAACCUGAUGACUGACCUCUCUGACCUCUCUGACCCAAUACCCAUCCUGAUGACUGACCUCUCUGUCCCAAUACCCAUCCUGAUGACUGACCUCUCUGACCUCUCUGACCCAAUACCCAUCCUGAUGACUGACCUCUCUGACCCAAUACCCAUCCUGAUGACUGACCUCUCUGUCCCAAUACCCAUCCUGAUGACUGACCUCUCUGACCCAAUACCCAUCCUGAUGACUGUCCUCUCUGACCCAAUACCCAUCCUGAUGACUGUCCUCUCUGACCUCUCUGACCCAAUACCCAUCCUGAUGACUGACCUCCCUGACCCAAUACCCAUCCUGAUGACUGACCUCUCUGACCCAAUACCCAUCCUGAUGACUGACCUCUCUGACCCAAUACCCAUCCUGAUGACUGACCUCUCUGACCCAAUACCCAUCCUGAUGACUGACCUCUCUGACCCAAUACCCAUCCUGAUGACUGACCUCUCUGACCCAAUACCCAACCUGAUGACUGACCUCUCUGUCCUCUCUGACCCAAUACCCAACCUGAUGACUGACCUCUCUGACCUCUCUGACCCAAUACCCAUCCUGAUGACUGACCUCUCUGACCCAAUACCCAUCCUGAUGACUGACCUCUCUGACCCAAUACCCAUCCUGAUGCACUAGGUAGUGUGACGCAAAGUGUUGGCCAUGCAUACUAAGUAGUGUGCGUAUUUGGGACACUAGGCCAUAUCACACCGUUAGUCCAGUCACCACCACAAAAAAGCUGCUUUUUUAAAACCUGUUUGAUUGAACUUCACCUUCAUCCCAAAUGGCACCCUAUUCCCUAUGGAGUGCACUACUUUUGACCUGAGCCCCUAUAGGCAAUAGGGUGGUAUUUGGUAUGCACACGUAUUUAGCCUGGGUACGUCACAACAAGUUCAGCAUCUCUUGUUCGAGAUAGAUAACGGUUCACAUUAACUCAGAGUUUCAGAGUAGGAGUACUGAUCUAGGAUCAGUUCAGUCUUUAAUGAAUCAGACUGAAUGGACGGGGGACCUGUUCCUAGAUCAAUACCCCUACUGAUCUAGGAUCAGUUCAGUCUUUAAUAAAUCAGAGUAAAUGGACGGGGGACCUGGUCCUAGAUCAAUACCCCUACUGAUCUCGGAUCAGUUCAGUCUUUAAUAAAUCAGAGUAAAUGGACGGGGGACCUGUUCCUCGAUCAACACUCCUACUGAUCUAGGAUCAGUUCAGUCUUUAAUGAAUCAGACUAAAUGGACGGGGGACCUGUUCCUCGAUCAACACUCCUACUGAUCUAGGAUCAGUUCCGAUUUUAAUGAAUCAGACUAAAUGGACGGGGGACCUGUUCCUCGAUCAACACUCCUACUGAUCUAGGAUCAGUUCCGAUUUUAAUGAAUCAGACUAAAUGGACGGGGGACCUGUUCCUCGAUCAACACUCCUACUGAUCUAGGAUCAGUUCAGAUUUUAAUGAAUCAGACUAAAUGGACGGGGGACCUGUUCCUCGAUCAACACUCCUACUGAUCUAGGAUCAGUUCAGUCUUUAAUGAAUCAGACUGAAUGGACGGGGGACCUGUUCCUAGAUCAAUACCCCUACUGAUCUAGGAUCAGUUCAGUCUUUAAUGAAUCAGAGUAAAUGGACGGGGGACCUGUUCCUCGAUCAACACUCCUAUUGAUCUACGAUCAGUUCAGAUUUUAAUGAAUCAGAUUAAAUGGACUUCUGAAGGGUAGGUACAGGAGUUUUUCCUGACCCCUCUGUAACCUGCAGGAUAAACUCCAGGCCAUAGAAAUAGAAUCCAUAGAACGGACCUCCCAAUUCAAGUCAUUGAUGGCGUACUGGGUGCAGAGGUUCCACGUCCGUUCUAUGGAUAGCAUUAUUAUAUUCCAGGCCUGACCGAUAAAGAGCUGUUGGCUAUAUGUUUGCCUUUUUCAAACCUCUCCUCUAGGACCUCUAGGUGUUAUAAACCUCUCUCUAUGACCUCUAGGUGUUAUAAACCUCUCUCUAUGACCUCUAGGUGUUAUAAACCUCUCUAUAUGACCUCCAGGUGUUAUAAACCUCUCCUCUGGGAUCUCUAGGUGUUAUAAACCUCUCUAUGACCUCUAGGUGUUAUAAACCUCUCCUCUGGGAUCUCUAGGUGUUAUAAACCUCUCUCUAUGACCUCUAGGUGUUAUAAACCUCUCUCUAUGACCUCUAGGUGUUAUAAACCUCUCUCUAUGACCUCUAGGUGUUAUAAACCUCUCUCUAUGACCUCUAGGUGUUAUAAACCUCUCUCUAUGACCUCUAGGUGUUAUAAAUCUCUCUCUAUGACCUCUAGGUGUUAUAAACCUCUCCUCUAUGAUCUGUAGGUGUUAUAAACCUCUCCUCUGGGACCUCUAGGUGUUAUAAACCUCUCCUCUGGGACCUCUAGGUGUUAUAAACCUCUCUCUAUGACUAGGUGUUAUAAACCUCUCCUCUGGGACCUCUAGGUGUUAUAAACCUCUCCUCUGGGACCUCUAGGUGUUAUAAACCUCUCUCUAUGACCUCUAGGUGUUAUAAACCUCUCUAUGACCUCUAGGUGUUAUAAACCUCUCUAUGACCUCUAGGUGUUAUAAACCUCUCCUCUGGGACCUCUAGGUGUUAUAAACCUCUCUAUGACCUCUAGGUGUUAUAAACCUCUCCUCUGGGACCUCUAGGUGUUAUAAACCUCUCUAUGACCUCUAGGUGUUAUAAACCUCUCCUCUGGGACCUCUAGGUGUUAUAAACCUCUCUAUGACCUCUAGGUGUUAUAAACCUCUCCUCUGGGACCUCUAGGUGUUAUAAACCUCUCUAUGACCUCUAGGUGUUAUAAACCUCUCCUCUGGGACCUCUAGGUGUUAUAAACCUCUCUAUGACCUCUAGGUGUUAUAAACCUCUCUAUGACCUCUAGGUGUUAUAAACCUCCUCUGGGACCUCUAGGUGUUAUAAACCUCCUCUGGGACCUCUAGGUGUUAUAAACCUCUCCUCUGGGACCUCUAGGUGUUAUAAACCUCUCAUAUGGGAUCUCUAGGUGUUAUAAACCUCUCUCUAGGACCUCUAGGUGUUAUAAACCUCUCCUCUGGGAUCUCUAGGUGUUAUAAACCUCUCCUCUGGGACCUCUAGGUGUUAUAAACCUCUCUAUGACCUCUAGGUGUUAUAAACCUCUCUAUGACCUCUAGGUGUUAUAAACCUCUCCUAUGGGACCUCUAGGUGUUAUAAACCUCUCCAAUAUGACCCCCAGGUGUUAUAAACCUCUCCUCUGGGACCUCUAGGUGUUAUAAACCUCUCUAUGACCCCUAGGUGUUAUAAACCUCUUUCUCUAUGACCUCUUGUUGCAGCCCUGACCUAGCGCACCUGAUUGAAAUAGUCAAGGGCUUGAUGAUUGGUUGACAAGUUGAAUCAGGUGUGAUAGCUCUGGAAUAGUUCAAAUACAUGGAACGGCUGGAGGUCCCAGAUGAGAGGUUUGAGAACGGCUGGAGGUCCCAGAGGAGAGGUUUGGAUAACGGCUGGAGGUCCCAGAGGAGAGGUUUGAGAACGGCUGGAGGUCCCAGAUGAGAGGUUUGAGGACGGCUGGAGGUACCAGAGGAGAGGUUUGAGAACGGCUGGAGGUCCCAGAGGAGAGGUUUGGAACGGCUGGAGGUCCCAGAGGAGAGGUUUGGAACGGCUGGAGGUCCCAGAGGAGAGGUUUGGAAAAGGCUGGAGGUCCCAGAGGAGAGGUUUAUAACGGCGAGGUUUAUAACGGCUGGAGGUUCCAGAGGAGAGGUUUGGAACGGCUGGAGGUACCAGAGGAGAGGUUUGGAACGGCUGAAGGUACCAGAGGAGAGGUUUGGAAAAGGCUGGAGGUCCCAGAGGAGAGGUUUGGAACGGCUGGAGGUCCCAGAGGAGAGGUUUGGAACGGCUGGAGGUCCCAGAGGAGAGGUUUGAGGACGGCUGGAGGUACCAGAGGAGAGGUUUGAGAACGGCUGGAGGUCCCAGAGGAGAGGUUUGAGAACGGCUGGAGGUCCCAGAGGAGAGGUUUGAGAACGGCUGGAGGUCCCAGAGGAGAGGUUUGAGGACGGCUGGAGGUCCCAGAGGAGAGGUUUGAGGACGGCUGGAGGUACCAGAGGAGAGGUUUGAGAACGGCUGGAGGUCCCAGAGGAGAGGUUUGAGGACGGCUGGAGGUCCCAGAGGAGAGGUUUGAGGACGGCUGGAGGUACCAGAGGAGAGGUUUGAGAACGGCUGGAGGUCCCAGAGGAGAGGUUUGAGAACGGCUGGAGGUCCCAGAGGAGAGGUUUGAGGACGGCUGGAGGUCCCAGAGGAGAGGUUUGAGGACGGCUGGAGGUACCAGAGGAGAGGUUUGAGAACGGCUGGAGGUCCCGGAGGAGAGGUUUGAGAACGGCUGGAGGUCCCAGAGGAGAGGUUUGAGGACGGCUGGAGGUCCCAGAGGAGAGGUUUGGAACGGCUGGAGGUACCAGAGGAGAGGUUUGAGAACGGCUGGAGGUCCCAGAGGAGAGGUUUGGAAAAGGCUGAGCUAUGUGUUUGCCAAACAACUUUACACGUCUGUUUCACACACAGGAAGGUAUUGCAGUUGAAUCACAAUUCAUGUUGAUUAAAACAAAUGAUAAUGAA